CUGAAUAAUUGAGGAGCUGUUCAGCAGCAGCGGCUGCCUCCUGCCUUCCUUUGCCUCCACCGCUCCGCAUCAUAGUGGGAGAGACAGAAUCUGGCGCUGUAAGUGCAGACGGCUAGCCACCAGUCCCUGCAGCUAGUUCAUCGCCUCCAGCUCUCCGACAUUCAUGCCCAGGAGAAGACUGCUUUGGGUCCCUCUGGACCUUUCCUAAAAAAGAAGAUCCCCAUUCACUAGAUGAGUUCCAGAAGCAUCCACUAAGGCUUCCAUCGCUCGCUUCCUUCAGUUGACCUUCACCGUAACCCCUCUCACACAGGAUGAGUGGCUUCCUUGCCUCCCUGGACCCCCGGCGGGUACAGUGGGGGGCGGCCUGGUAUGCCAUGCACUCCAGGAUCCUGCGCACCAAACCAGUGGAGUCCAUGCUGGAGGGAACUGGGGCCACCACAACCCAUGGCACCAAGCUAGCCAAGGUGCUCACCACCAUGGACCUCAUCUCACUUGGCGUUGGCAGCUGCGUGGGCACAGGGAUGUACGUGGUGUCUGGUCUGGUGGCCAAGGAAAUGGCAGGACCUGGUGUCAUUGUGUCCUUCAUCAUUGCAGCUGUUGCAUCCAUAUUAUCAGGUGUCUGCUAUGCAGAGUUCGGAGUCCGUGUUCCCAAGACAACGGGGUCGGCUUACACCUACAGCUACGUCACUGUCGGAGAAUUUGUGGCAUUUUUCAUUGGCUGGAACCUGAUCCUGGAGUACCUGAUUGGCACUGCAGCCGGCGCCAGUGCUCUGAGCAGCAUGUUUGACUCCUUGGCAAACCACACCAUCAGCCGCUGGAUGGUAGACACUGUGGGAACCCUCAAUGGCCUAGGGAAAGGUGAAAAAUCAUACCCUGACCUUCUGGCUCUAGUAAUUGCUGUGAUUGUCACCAUCAUUGUUGCGCUGGGGGUGAAGAAUUCCGUGGGCUUCAACAACGUCCUCAACGUGCUGAAUCUGGCAGUAUGGGCAUUCAUCAUGAUUGCAGGCCUCUUCUUCAUCAAUGGGAAAUACUGGGCUGAGGGCCAGUUUUUGCCCCACGGCUGGUCAGGGGUGCUGCAAGGAGCAGCCACGUGUUUCUACGCUUUCAUUGGCUUUGACAUCAUUGCCACCACUGGAGAGGAAGCCAAGAAUCCCAACACGUCCAUCCCUUAUGCCAUCACCGCCUCUUUGGUCAUCUGCCUGACAGCAUACGUAUCUGUGAGCAUAAUCUUAACUCUGAUGGUGCCAUUCUACGCCAUCGACACGGAAUCCCCACUCAUGGAGAUGUUUGUGGCUCAUGGGUUCUAUGUUGCAAAAUUCGUAGUAGCCAUUGGGUCAGUUGCAGGACUGACAGUCAGUUUGCUGGGCUCUCUCUUCCCAAUGCCAAGGGUCAUUUAUGCCAUGGCUGGUGAUGGGCUCCUUUUCAGGUUCCUGGCUCAUGUGAGCACCUACACAGAGACACCAGUGGUGGCCUGCAUUGUAUCGGGGUUCCUAGCAGCUCUCCUCUCGUUAUUAGUCAGCCUGAAAGACCUAAUAGAGAUGAUGUCCAUCGGCACACUCCUUGCCUACACCUUGGUCUCUGUCUGCGUCUUGCUCCUUCGAUACCAACCAGAGAGUGACAUUGAUGGUUUUGUCAAGUUCUUGUCCCAGGAGCACACAAAGAAGAAGGAGGGCAUCCUGGCGGACUGUGAGAAGGAAGUUUGUUCCCCUGUGAGUGAAGGGGAAGAGUUUUCCGGCCCAGCCACCAACACAUGCGGGGCCAAGAACCUACCAUCCCUGGGAGACAACGAGAUGCUCAUAGGCAAGUCGGACAAGUCAACCUACAAUGUGAACCAUCCCAACUACGGCACUGUGGACAUGACCACAGGCAUCGAAGCCGACGAAUCUGAAAACAUUUAUCUCAUCAAGUUAAAGAAGCUGAUCGGGCCCCGCUACUACACCAUGAGGAUCCGGCUGGGCCUUCCAGGCAAAAUGGACCGGCCCACAGCAGCUACAGGGCACACGGUGACCAUCUGCGUGCUCCUGCUCUUCAUCCUCAUGUUCAUCUUCUGCUCCUUCCUCAUCUUUGGUUCCGACCACAUCUCAGAGCGGAGCUGGUGGGCCAUCCUGCUGGUCGUUCUGAUGGUGCUGCUGAUCGGCGCCCUGGUGUUCGUGAUCCUGCAGCAACCAGAGAACCCCAAAAAGCUACCCUACAUGGCUCCCUGCCUCCCCUUCGUGCCUGCCUUUGCCAUGCUGGUGAACAUUUAUCUCAUGCUAAAGCUCUCCACCAUCACAUGGAUCCGGUUUGCAGUCUGGUGCUUUGUGGGUAUGCUCAUUUAUUUUGGGUAUGGCAUCUGGAACAGCACCCUGGAAAUCAGUGCUCGAGAAGAAGCCUUGCACCAAAGCACGUACCAGCGCUACGACGUGGAUGACCCUUUCUCGGUGGAGGAGGGUUUCUCCUACGCCACCGAAGGCGAAAGCCAGGAGAACUGGGGCGGGCCCGCCGAGGACAAAGGCUUCUAUUACCAACAGAUGUCAGAUGCUAAGGCAAACACCCGGACAAGUAGCAAAGCAAAGAGCAAAAGCAAACACAAACAGAACUCAGAGGCCCUGAUUGCAAAUGAUGAGUUAGAUUACUCUCCAGAGUAGAAGUAAACACACAAGAAACGUGUAGACACGAUGGUGAUUUCUUUUCAGUAACUUAACCUGUGGGCUAGAGGGUGAAAACAUUUUUUGGCUCUCAUUUCAAAACUCCAGCCUUCCCCCAGAGUCAGUCCCCAGUCAUAGCCCUUCAUUUGCUACUUUUGCUCUUCAGGAUAGUUCUGUUGAAGGGUCUAACCUGGGUUUCGUCACCGAGUCCCUUGUAAAAAAAAUUUAAAAAAAAUAAAAAAAAUAAACUAAACAGGAGGCUACAAGAAAUUCUAUCUUAGGUGCCACCAUCAGAGCUGAUGGCAGCAAAUGUUUCCCAGGCCUUUGCUUUGCUGGUUGAAUCCUUCUGCUUCUUACUGAGACCCCAGAAGCAAGGGGCUAACUUCUUGGGCCACACCGAGGCUGCAGCUCCUCCUGGAGAUGUGCCAAAGCAGGCGGGUCGGGGCACAGGGCGGCUUUUCAGGCACCGGGAUCACAAGGGCAAAGAUCCUCUCAGCGCUGGUGGGCUGAGGACUGCUCCCCAGGGGGUGGGCAGGUGGGUGCUAGCACUUCCUCAGCCAGCAACACUUUGUCCUCAGAUCUCACAAAAACGAAUUCAUGGGAGAAGACGCGUGCUUCUUUUUAUUCCCCAAGGUUCUCAGUCUCCACACCAGAACUUCAGGAACCAGCAAAGGUUAGGGACUCUGAGACCAUUUCCCCAGAGGUUUCAGAUUUACCAUAAAGCAGUCACACAGACCCCACAACAUGGUGAGAAGCACCAUCAAAGGCCUACUUACGUGCCCGGGAAAAAAUUAAACAAGCAUCUCUUGCAGCGAAGGCCAGAAGGGCAUUGGCAGAAAUUAACUCUCUGUCAUACCUUUUCUUUUACCAGCCCCUAAGCUCCUGCUGAUAUAAUGAAAGAGGGCAAAGUUGGAGCAUGAUUUCAUGGCACUAAUAUGCCUUGAAGAAGUAGGCCGUUUGUUUUAUAAUCAGAUAAAAAUCUUUACAAGGAGAAGUGACCCAGCCACGGAGAUCACAUUGCAAAUUCUAUUUCAGAUUUCCAAAAUUAUAAAUUGUGCAGUUUGUUGAGAUUUGCAACCACUUGAUUGGUGGGGGCUCCUCUGAAAACAAAGAUGUGAAAGCACAGCUACUUAGGUAAUCACAUUCCAAGAGAUCACAUUUCACUUCUGAACCUUAUUCUUCUGGAGUAGCUCCCUUUUAGACAUGUAUUUUGUCUGUUAUUUCCCAGAGCAGGAUUCACUGAAGCCCAGAGAAACACCUACCCAGUAAGGUCUAAAUUGGGCAAUGAGAGGGGCUCCUAAAAGAAUUUUCUCAGAAAUAACCUAGAUGAGAGAACGUGCCGCAGGAAGAAAGCUCAUGGCCUCUAAUCUCUCCUCUUGGGUUCCAGGGAUUCCCACGGCUGCACUGAGAUGUGCAUGCGAAAACAUGAAGGCACAGUUUCAGUCGAGCUAAAAUCUUUGUGGAAGUUUCCUGAAAGGGGGACAAAAUAGCAAAUUUCAUGCCCUCUCUCUCCCGGAUCUAGCAUUAUGCCAAAAGUUUUCCAGAAUACAUCGACUAAUGUGAAGUGUAUUCUUUCUUAACUGUUGAGGUUCCUGCCAUCUUGGCAUGCUUUAGGAUUCUGGAGAAGAGGCAAAUUCCAUUUUUUCACUCAGUGAACACUGAUUGAGAAAGUACCAAGGGCUAAGCGAUGAGAAGGGAAAGAAGUGUAACAUUGUGCCCUUGGGGUUCCCAGUUCAGGGAGGGCACAGCUCUGACGCCUGCCAAACGCAGACAAAACCACCAAGCCUGAGUCCUUGUGGAUGGUGCACUGGGCUUAAAAUUAAAGGUCAACUGAAACUAGUUUUUUAACACGCUUUUAAGUCAAUUGCAUAUCACACCCAUAGCCAAUGUAUGCCAAUAAAUUCAAGCAACUCCUAUUUUCUAGAUCUUCUUUUUCUGUAUCAAUUGUUCAGAUUUCUGGUCCCCUGAGGUCAUUCUGUCAUUUUAACGCGAUGCAUGGCAAUGCCGUGUCUUCUCUCCCCUACAUUUGACCAUAAAGACACGGUAGCUGGUCUGUGAAAUAUAGUCAUGGGAAUGAACCGUAAGCUAAUUAUCAGGAAUGUUUUGUGAAUACAAAGUUCUGAACUAGUUUUGAGAUUCAACAAAUCUGCCUAAAUCAAAUAAUAACGUGCUAAGCCUGAGAUAUCCAGAUAGAUGGGAUGGGGCUGUAUUCAUUAAAAAUUUCCCAAAAGAAAUAUAAAUGCAAAAUAACAAAAUCUUAACAUGGUGAAAGAGCUUGCUUUUACUAUGAGGGUUGAGUGUUAAGGUUACAAUAGUCUGGUGGCAGAUGUACGAAAUUUCUGUAGCAUGAGGAGAGAGAACACAUGCUUCGGUAAACACCACUGGCAUAUAGAUUUUGUGAAGAUCCUAUGAGCUGCUCUUUUUUCUGGAGCCAUUUCUCCCAAAUGGUAUCUCCUUCUUUUCUUAAUCCUGGCCUCUUCAUUUCUCUCAAGUUAGUCAGCUCCCUAGCAAUCUUGGUUUAAAAAAAAAAUAACUCAAAAAACUUAGUAUGAUAGAAAAAGAUUUCUUAUGGUAAGUUGACAUGUUUUGUUCAUGUUUCCCAGCCUCUGUGCAAUGGUCCCAGAUUUCAGAAUGCAGUUUCAAAUACCGUCAAUUACUAGAAUGAUUCUAUUCAUGUUUCCUAACAAUUUCCCCAAGACCACUUUCUGGGAUCAUGUUAAAAGUGAGAUCACCUUAUAAUUACUGAAGAAACUUAGCCUUCUUGAAUGGAGUUCAAGGAAGACCUACAUUUUAUUGAAUUCUUCUCUGCUGCAAAAGCUCCUCCAGGGAAGUUUCAUUGUGUGAAUUAGUAGUUUGGAACCAAUUACUUGAUUUUUUUUUUUGUAAUUGUAUUCUAUUUAUCGGUACUCUACUUCAUUUCAAAAGGAUUUUGAGGUGGCCAUUAAAAUACAUAUAAUACCGAGAAAAAAGUGAGGAGUUUGCAUAAAUUAAAAAUAGAGAUAGAAACGAUAAGACAAAUCUAGAAGUGUGUUUAGUGCACAAACGCAAAAUCUUUGUGUGCAUUGCUAGAUUUGCCAGUGAGGGGCAUCUUGAAAAAUAAUGGAAUUGUUAGUAAUGACAAGAAGAAAUACUUCUGCAUGAUAACAACAAAUCUUUCCCCAUGAGGGUAGAGAAUAGCAUAGACUAUUGAAACCUACAUAUAAGCUUCAGACUUAGAUUUUGUCAGAAACACGUGCCUGGCAUAUAGUGAAUGCUCAAUAAAUAUCUGAUGAUAAGAUGGAUGGAUGAAUAGAUGGAUGAAAGGAAAAUGAAAUGUCAUGUAUUCAACAAUUUUUUGUGGAGUGCUUAUUCUGUGCUAUGGCAUAAGAAAUGAGUGAAAUCAGGAUAUAUAAGAUAUAUAAGUAAAAACUAUAGUGAAGGUUACAGGUGAGAUGAGGGAAUUACAAUGUGAAAUUGGAGUUCAAGUAUGGAAAAGACCUCCUUCCAUUGGAGAAAAAAAAUGAUAGAGAAUUCAGCCCUUGUGUUGAGCCUUGUGGAAUGGGCGGAAUUCUGCCAGGUAGAAAUGGGGGAGAGGCUUGCCAAGUGGAGAAACAGCAUACAUAAGGUGGAGACUGGCUGGUAAUCUGUACUGUGACUAAUAAUCUGUACUGUGCCUCCUUCAAGGGGAGGCAAGAAGCUAGUUUGACAGGAGCUUAUGCUGUCUGCACGAUUUAUAUAUGGAACAGUAAGCAAUAAUGCUGAGAAGGUGGUCAGGGCUUACUCACUGAUAGACUGGAACAGCGAACUAAGCUGGCUGGCUCUCCCUGGGUGGGGACGCACUGGGGAAAUGAGGAAGGUAUGAGUCAGGUUGGACUUUAAGAAGCUGGGGCAGUGGCCUCAUCUGCCUGUGGAAGGAGCUAACAGAUCACAUACACAUUUCAAAUUGACUUAAUACAUUAAAGGGGAAAAUAUAUCCAAAUUAAAGCAAUGUAUGGUUGAUUCUUCUUUUGAGUCCUGAUUUCAUCGUUAACCUAGGAAAAGUAUAGUCAUUUAACGUGUAGACAGACAAUACGAAGUUAUUCACAGCCACUUUAUAAUUUUCAACAAUAAGUUUAAACGACCAAACCUAACAACUUUUUAUAUCUAACUAAUCUAAACGGUAAAACCUCAGCUCCAGAUUUUACUCAGCUUGAGUGCAAGGCCACGUUGAACUGGAGAAAGGAAUUGGAUGAUAGAAUUAGGCUAAGGGACACCUGGGUGGCUCAGUUGGUUAAGCCUCAGACUCCUGGUUUCA
This is a messenger RNA of Lynx canadensis (Canada lynx), 6900 nucleotides long. RefSeq names its product solute carrier family 7 member 14 (gene SLC7A14). Gene Ontology annotation, biological process: transmembrane transport; amino acid transport. The transcript has 8 exons. Gene Ontology annotation, molecular function: amino acid transmembrane transporter activity. Gene Ontology annotation, cellular component: plasma membrane. The coding region runs from base 312 to 2627 and encodes 771 amino acids. The record is from RefSeq and is a predicted model, not a curated record. NCBI's taxonomy places the organism in Eukaryota, Metazoa, Chordata, Mammalia, Carnivora, Felidae.